UUCACCGCGCUGCAUUGUGGGACGGUGGAGGCCUCGACAGGCAGCGAUACCUCUGAGUGUUUGUUUAUAUCUAUAUUUAUUUUUGUGUUCUUUCAGUUAUAUCGUUAUAACAGCGCGCGAUGGGGCAGGAGGAUAUGAUAAGCGCGGCCGAGGACGUGGCAGACCAGUUCUUGCGGGUCACUAAACAGUAUCUUCCUCACCUGGCGCGUCUGUGUCUCAUCAGCACGUUUCUGGAGGAUGGCAUACGCAUGUGGUUCCAGUGGAGCGAGCAGAGAGACUACAUCGAGGGCACGUGGAGCUGUGGAUAUUUCCUCGCCACCUGCUUUGUGCUGCUCAACCUCAUCGGACAGAUCGGCGGAUGUGUGCUGGUCCUCAGCAGAACUUUUGUACAGUACGCCUGCUUUGGGUUAUUUGGUAUAAUUGCGUUACAGACUGUUGCCUACAGCAUUCUGUGGGAUGUCAAGUUUCUCAUGAGAAAUCUGGCUCUGGGUGGAGGUCUGUUGCUGCUGCUGGCCGAGUCCCGGUCCGAGGGGAAGAGUAUGUUCGCUGGCGUGCCCUCUAUGGGCGAGAGCUCCCCCAAACAGUACAUGCAGCUGGGCGGUCGAGUUCUGCUGGUGUUGAUGUUCAUGACGCUGCUACACUUUGAUUCCAGCUUCUUCUCUAUUCUCCAGGACAUCGUGGGCAUGGCCCUCAUCAUCCUCGUGGCCAUCGGCUUUAAAACCAAACUGGCGGCUCUCACGCUCGUGGUGUGGCUCCUGGCCAUCAACGUCUACUUCAACGCCUUCUGGACGGUGGCCGCUUACAAACCCAUGCACGACUUCCUGAAGUACGACUUCUUUCAGACCACGUCAGUCAUCGGUGGCCUGCUGCUGGUGGUCGCUCUCGGCCCGGGCGGCGUCUCUAUGGAUGAGAAGAAGAAGGAGUGGUAAAAGCUUCAGUGCCCGGGACUCAAGAACUCUCACGCUUUAGUAGCUCAGCAAAACGCAGAGUUCCCGUGUUCAUCCACGUCCCCUUACUGUUGUCCGGUUUUAAAGCGCAAUGUUAAAUACUGGAAUUUUAUUUUCCUAUUUAUGUGCCCCUAUGUUGCAGUGAAUUACGAAGAUGCGAUACGCAUGAAAGAAAUGGUCCAUGAGUUCAGAAUCAUUUUGUAUCAUUUCAGUCACGUUCUUAAUGGCGACGCAGAAUGCCCGGUGGGAUGUGGCUCCUGUAUAACAGGGAGUUUAUUUGUGCUAUAGAAUAUAUAUGUAAGUAAUCCAUGUGAAAUGAAAUGGAUUGACUGUGAAAGCGACCGUCUGGUUGUCUGCCUAACAAACCUCUUUUGUGGACAGAGACUAUGGUCACACCUUCUCUUUGGUACUCUUUCGUCACCCUCAGCAAGUUUUCAGUGUGUUCUUCCUGCGGGACCUAUUUCUUGUCAUCGUUCUAGAGCCUGGGUUUGGGAACAAGCUCUUCAUAACGUUAAUGGUUCUGUUCGCCGACAUCUCUUCAGAAUCUGCUUUGAAAAAGAAAGCGAUGACGUCAUUGAGAGCCUCAUUUAUACGCCAGUUCUGUCGAGCACCAGAACCCUCAUUUGGACUUUGUACUGUGCACAUCUCGAGCUUUGACUCGAGUUAGUCCGUCGUCUUGGGUCACGGCAGUAAAUGUGGAGCGUAAGUGAAAUUUCAUCUUUUUUUUUUUUCAAACCUACAGGCCGAAAGGACGAGAGUUCUUUUCUUCAACCUGAUGUGGUCUCAUGCUCAGUGUUUUCUGUUGAAUAAAAAAGUCAUGAUAUUGAUUUUUCA
Molecule: messenger RNA, 1781 nt
Organism: Triplophysa dalaica
Lineage: Eukaryota; Metazoa; Chordata; Actinopteri; Cypriniformes; Nemacheilidae
Gene: surf4
Product: surfeit 4
Exons: 6
Coding region: 120-929 (269 amino acids)
Biological process (GO): Golgi organization
Cellular component (GO): endoplasmic reticulum; membrane; endoplasmic reticulum-Golgi intermediate compartment
Source: RefSeq, a predicted model, not a curated record